CAUUUCUUUGGACAGUCUUCUUUGCAUGUUGUUUAUCGCCGUCUGGCGUACUGGAGGGGAACAGAUGACCACAGCGAGGGUAUCUUGUAAGAACUUCUUAUGGUUCACCACAAGAUGGCAGUAUGCGUGAUAUAAAUAUUGUUAAUACGAGGAGCCAGAAGACCAUAUAGUUGACUUAAAAGGUGGAAGACAAUCAUCCCAUCGUUGAGAAACAAACUCGCUCUGCUUUACAUCGAGGAGGAAGAGGACCGGAGCGCAUCGGCCGCGCACACUCUGCUUUAAAAUCCAGUCUAAUUACAGUCUGUUUGACAAUAGCCGGCUCGGACUGUGGGGGCUGUGGAGGAGGUGGACCGGUGCGAUGAUGACGGGCAAAUCUGUGAAAGACGUUGACAGAUACCAGACUGUCCUCAACUCUUUAUUGGCGCUGGAAGAGAAUAAAUUCUGUGCUGACUGCGAGUCUAAAGGUCCAAGAUGGGCAUCCUGGAAUUUGGGCAUCUUCAUCUGUAUUCGCUGUGCUGGUAUCCAUCGAAAUUUGGGGGUCCACAUCUCCAAAGUCAAGUCUGUGAACCUGGACCAGUGGACACAGGAGCAAGUCCAGAGUGUUCAGGAGAUGGGAAAUGCCAAAGCCAAACGCCUGUAUGAGGCUUUCUUACCUGAAUGCUUCCAGCGACCCGAGACGGACCAGUCUGCAGAGAUGUUCAUCAGGGACAAGUAUGAUAAGAAGAAGUACAUCGAUAAGGUCAUUGACAUUCAGAUGCUCAGGAAAGAAAAGAGCUGUGACAAUAUACCCAAGGAGCCAGUUGUGUUUGAAAAGAUGAAAUUGAAAAAAGACAUCAGCCCAAAGAUAGAUUCCCAGGGUGUUACGGACCUGCUUGGAUUAGAUGCCCCUGCUCCUAAUCCAGCAGUGUCUAAUGGUGGAGGAUGUGUUCCAGACAGUAAUGAGAGCCCAGCGGUGUCUAAUCCAGCUCUGGCACACGCUGCACUGGAUCUCUUCAGCUCCCUGCCAGCUCCCUCCUCUGCUUCCUCCACUAAAACCAUGCCUGUUUCCCACUCCAUGCCUCAAAACAGAGUGACAGCUUCUGUGCCUGAAAACCUCAGUCUGUUCCUGGAUCCUGCACCGAAAGCAGAGGAAGGCACUGUCAAGAAGCUGUCCAAAGAUUCUAUUCUCUCCCUUUACGCCUCCACACCCUCAAUACAUGCCAGCAGUAUGGCUGCUCACAGCUUGUAUAUGAACCAAAUGGGAUAUCCAACACACCCAUACGGAUCAUACCAUUCUCUAGCCCAAGCAGGUGGAAUGGGAGGUGCCAUGAUGACAUCACACAUGGCCAUGAUGGGGCAGCAACAGAGUGGCAUGAUGGGAGUUCAACAGAACAGCAUGAUGGGACAGCAGAAUGGCUUGAUGGGUGCUCAGGGUGUUAUGGCUCAGCCUGGUGGUGUUAUGGCUUCACCCUACAUGGCAGGGAUGAGCCAGGGGAUGAUGGGACAGCAACAGCAGCAGAAUGGGAUUAUGGGUCAGCAGCAGACCGGGAUGAUGACACAGCAGCAGGUAGGAGGUGUGGCCACGUUACCUCAUCAGCAGGGGUAUGGAGGACAACAAGCCCAGCAGUUACAGUGGAACCUUGCACAGGUGACUCAGCAUGUGGCCAGCAUAAAUCUAUACAACACCAACGGUGUGAUGGGAUAUAGCAAUCAACACACAGGAGGCUCAACAGCUCCAAGCUCAGCACACAUGACAGCACAUGUUUGGAAAUGAUCUCAUCCAUCCAAGAAGUGAUGUAACACCAGUUAUCCACAAAAGAUAGGAAAACUGAGCUUCAGGAAUCUGUGGAUUAGACUCGCCGAGAGACGUUUUCUUAAUCAAGGGAGGAAGAGGAGGAUGAGGAGACUGGUGUGAGGAAAAAUAAGGUUUGGGAAACUAUUACUACCUCUCUUUCUCUCUCCUCUCUGCCCAUGCUUCCUCUUCCUAUCUUAUCCAUGGCCAUGUUUUGCAUAUCUCCAUGCUUGCCUUCAGAACAUUUUCUUAAAAUGACCAAGACAACAGGGUUCAGAGGUUCACUGGUAAGGAGUACACAUCCUUUAAUGUACCUUUAGCCUGUAUGUGUGAUCGCAUUUAGCUGUUUAAGAGUGUAACUAACUGCUUGACUUUAAAGACAAGUUUGUUUUUCAGAGAGUUUUAUAGUUUUUCUUACUUGCUAAGAAUCAGAAACAGGAAAGCGCAGGGGCUAGCCUAGCUCAACUUACUUGGUUGUUUAGAACAAGGGACAUUCAGUUUGAAAAAUGGGCAAAAAAAAACCUUGUUUAAAGGCUUAUGUUUGUUUAUUUCUUCAGUAGUUUGACAUUUUUCUCUCUUUUUUGUGUCAAGGGUGUGAUGAGAAGGUUGAUACCACUGUUAGGCUAAACAUGAAGCUAAUGCUACUAGUGCAAUAGCUUAGCGAAGCAUUAAAACUUGCCAAGCUGUGUCCAAAAUUAAUAAAUAUCCACCUUUCUGCUACUCCAAAGCACACUGAACAUUGUCUUUAUUGUUUUAAUCUAACAAAAAUUUGUUUUAAGUAUCAAAAUGACAUAGUGUUUCUGAGUUGAGACCGUGAAGCUGCCAGACUGGAAACUAAAGGAGAGAAAACGUUUUCAAACAGAGUUUUGGUGUGCUAGUGGGCUGAUUUUGUGGACUCCGGACUGAGCUGACUUGCUGUUCCCUAUUUACAUUCUUUGCGCUAAGCUGCUAGCAUUAGCUUUAUAUUAACACAUGAAAUUGGUAUGAAAUUCUCAUCUAGCCCGAAUCUUGGCACAUGGAUGUCUAGUGACUAAGCAUUCAGCUAAUGUCAAACCAUAAAGGUUAGUUUUAAUAUAUAUAUAUAUAUCCCUUUCUAAAUACUUGUGUUAUCCAAUAAUAUUAGUCAUUAAGAAAUCCCUCUUUGUGUUGAUAAGUUCUUAGAUUUUCAGUCUCACAGGUUAAAGCAGCUACAAAAUAUACCUAAACAGCUCUUACUUAUGAUGUCUUCUACUUAAUUCACAGAGGGCCUCUUGUUAAAUCAAUAUCUAAUCUAACUUUAAGUGUCAAACAUCCUAAUCUGGAUUUUGGGAGACCAAAGAUCAAUGCUAGCUUUAUUAUGGUUGUACAGUACUCCAAUGCUUUGCUACUCCUGUAUAACCACUUAACUAGUGACAAGUAGUAAAUUCAAAUCCACAGUCCUUUAAAACAAGACUAUUACACAACGAAUGUUAAGGCAUAUCAAUUCACUGUGCUAUUUCCUCAGCAAGAAUGAGACACUCAAAAAUCACUUGCAUGAAGUGUCAACAUGUAAACAUGAAUUAAGGUUCACACACACCUCGAGUUAAUCUACCUUGUACAAUAGAGGCCUCAAAUAACGUUGAAUGUCUGUAAAUAAGAGAGAAUUUGAGGAGAAGUGGAUGAGAUAGAGGAAAAUUUGAGGUACAGGUCAGACAUGUUUCAGAUUCUUCCACUGAAUUGCAUGAAGCGAAUGUGUUUUUGUAUGUACUGUAUCUUCAUUAAGAUAUCUGAAUGUUUCUCUCUACAUGAAAAACAGUCUCUGACCAAGACCGACAAAAAAUCUAGAUGAAUGUGUCCUGAAUGUGUUCACAACUGUGCACUGGACUUGUUUUGAAUGCACACACACGAGUUUUGCUUGGGUGUGUUUGUUUUUGAUAUUCUCUGACUCUGUUAAGAAAUGUACACUUGUGUCAUUUGAAUGUUCAGUGGUCAAGAGCGUACUGUGCGCCUUUGGUGAUUUGUUUGAUUUAUUUUCAGCGUAACUGUCGAGUGAGGGGAAACUGUGACCAGGUUUACAAUUUGGCCAAACCACAUUGUGAUUGUACGACCAAAAUCUGUCACCUCUUAAUGUUGAUUUAAUCUUCUGCUCUUCUCAAACACAAGCCAUCAUUGUUUCUACAUAAAUGCAUCCAUUUUCAGACAGUGCAUGAAGCCCUUAGUGUAAAUAAUCCCAGCCUUUGAAUAAAUGUAUACCCAGGUAAUUUGGUAUCACUUAUGAAUGUGAGGGUGAGACUGUAGAAGAGAAAUGAGGGGAAUAUACUCCAGCAUAAUAAGAUUCUCAUAAACUGAUGCAAACAUAAUAGCAGUAAAGCCUUCAAAACCCAGAAAGUUGUUGAUUUCUUCCAGGUUUUUUUCUUUCAAUUUGAGCUUAUUCUGUGUCAUUCGAGGCAACAGUGUGACAGCAGCAGUCACCGUCUCUGCUGGGAGCAAUAUCACUACAAGACAAUGUGUCAUCUCUGCACUGUAACAGCAGAUCUGUCAGCUAGAGAUGAGAAGUUUCUUCAAAAGCAGAACAGUCCAUCUCUGUGGGCGGUAAGGCUUCGACUAAGCUCUCUCCUUUAUCAUACUUUAUGAUGAGAUUUGCUUGUUCCUUUUUUUUGUCCGUAUAUUUUCUGUGAAAUAAGAGCAAAUGAAGGAAUGUAACUUUUUACGUACUUGUCAAUCAAGAUAACAUGUACUUUAUUCUUUAUCAGAAUAUCACUGUAUAUUAUGUUUCUUAAACAAGGUUGAUGAGCAUUUACAGUCCUGUAUAUUAGUUUUUUCACAUGCUUUGCCCUGUUUGAUUUCAUGUUCAUACCGAUUAGUCAUUUAAAUUUUAAAACAUGUCUAACAUACGAUACAUGUCUGUGAAUAUAUACAAAAUAAAUAUUGUUUUGAUUAAAUUA
This is a messenger RNA of Notolabrus celidotus (New Zealand spotty), 4674 nucleotides long. RefSeq names its product small ArfGAP2 (gene smap2). The transcript is spliced from 10 exons. The coding region runs from base 359 to 1753 and encodes 464 amino acids. The record is from RefSeq and is a predicted model, not a curated record. NCBI's taxonomy places the organism in Eukaryota, Metazoa, Chordata, Actinopteri, Labriformes, Labridae. Gene Ontology annotation, biological process: regulation of clathrin-dependent endocytosis. Gene Ontology annotation, molecular function: GTPase activator activity.